ACGUGGGCGGAACAGCGGGCUGGAGCUGAGAUUGCGGUGCGGACCGGGUCCGGAAGUGGGCGUGGUGGUAGGCGGGGCUGGAGGGGGCGAGGCUGGCGGGGCGCGGCCCUCGAGAGGCUGUGGCGGCCGCGGAGACGGUGGCGUCUCUGGCGGCUGAGCAGGGGUGUGGUGGACUUCUCGCCGGGCAGUCCUCGACGGCGCGCGGGGAGCGGCGCAUGGAGGUCCCGGCGGCGCUGGGCAGCGAGGCCGUGGUGAGCUUCCUCGCGGCGCGCGGGGGCCGGGCCCGCCAUGCCGAGCUGGUCCAGCACUUCAGGGCCGCGCUGGGCGGGGAGCCGGAGCAACGCGCGCUAGCCCGCGCCCGCUUCAAGGAGCAAGUGAACGCCGUGGCCACAGUGCGCACCGACCCCGCCGACGGCUCCAAGUACGUGCACCUCAAGGGCCAGCCGGGAGCCGCGUCCCCGGCCCCGCCGCCGGCCGAAGAGGAAGCCCGGGUCGCCGCCGACGUCCCGCUCGGACCGACCCCGGGCGGCGGAACCCGCAGGAAGGACGGGCGGCGGGAUCGGCCGCCCCCGCCGCGCGAGGACGCGGCUCCCGGCUGCGAGGACGCAGAAGUCCCGGCGCCCGGCUGUGAGGACGCCGACGAUGGGAGUCUACCCGGACCCCCGAGGCCCGCCCGCCCGGGCCUCCGCGACCACGUGCCGGCCGGCUCCCCGCAGCCGCGCAGGAGUCCGUGUCCCGGGGCGCGCGCCAAGGCCGGGGACCCGGACAGCGCGUCGCUCGCGUCGGCGGACGAGGACGGCGCGGGCUCGGUGGCGCUCGACCCGCUGGAGCACGCCUGGAUGCUGUCGGCCUCGGACGGCCGCUGGGACAGCCUGCAGGGCCUGCUGAGCUGCGAGCCCGGCCUGCUGGCCAAGCGCGACUUCAUCACCGGCUUCUCCUGCCUGCACUGGGCGGCCAAGCACGGCAGGCACGAGCUCCUGGCCCUGCUGGUCAACUUCGCCAACCAGCACCGGCUGCCCGUGGACAUCAACGCCAGGACCAGCGGGGGCUACACCGCCCUGCACCUGGCGGCCAUGCACGGCCAUGUGGAGGUGGUGAAGCUGCUGGUGGGGGCCUACGACGCCGACGUGGACGUGCGGGACUACAGCGGCAGGAAAGCCUCCCAGUACCUGAGCCAGAGCACCACCGAAGAGAUCAAGAGCCUGGUGGGCGCCCUGGAGGAGGGCGACACUGAGAGCACGGCCAGCAGCGGCGGCGGACGCUGGAGACUGUCCAAGGUGCUGCCCUCGCACCUCAUCACCUACAGACUCUCCCACGGCCCGGAGGAGGGAGGGGACCGGGACCACCACCACCACCACCACCACCACCACCACCACCUCACUGAAGGCUGGGCUGCAGCCAAAGCGAAAGAUUCAGCUCGCAAAACCUCCAGCAGCUCCAGCGGGCGGAUCAAACCCAGACUCAACAGAAUCCGCUUCAGAACACAGAUCAUCCACACCACACCCUCUUUCAGAGACCCCGAGCAGCCCCUGGAGGAGUGCGAGGAGGAGGAGGACGACGAUGACGACCAGUCUGUCAAAGCCUACUCCUCUUCCUCCUCAUUCAAACUGAGACCGAAGUCCAAUGUAUUUGGGUAAAAAUCCUUCUUUUUUUUUUCUCAAACAGGAAAGUCUAAGACGUAUUUGACUUCAGAAAUAGCAUACUAGGUGUAGGUAAGAUGCGGGGCCAGAAAACCUAGGCUGAGUUCUACAUUCUGGCUUGGUAGAGUGUUGGUUGUGCAAAGCGUGCCUCCUUCCGACCACCCCCUCUGCAUUCUUAACUUGGAAGGGGCAGGCUUGUAAUUAGAUGGGAAAUGAUUCAUCAAACCUUCACCUUGUCCUAAUUUUCCCCGUCCCAUCUCCCUGACCAGGAAUCUCGUCUCUGAGAACUAGAACUCUAUCCAAAGCUUGGGUGCAGAACUGAUUAUCAGAAAGUGCUACAAGGCACACUUUCAUGUGUCUGGUUUUUUAAAGUGUUUCUCUUCCCAGAGCAAACACAGUGUAAAUUAUAAUGAAACUAAAGUGUUGUGUGAGCAAGAUUCAUGCUGCCUGCCAUAUUAUUUGACUAAUUGCAUUUUCUUUUUAAGGUACUACUGAAGGUCAAGUCAGUUGAAAUACCAAAAUACUCUUAAGAGAAUAAUGUGAGUCAAAAUGGGAGUGGGAAUCCUAUUCAUACCCGAGGUCUGUUGUAAGUUGUGUUCAGCUUUUAAAAGAAUCAGUUUCAGCAUUGAUUGAACUAGAGAAGUUACAUUCACUUCUGGUUAAACUGCAUUAAUGGUUUUCUCUUAACUUUCUUGGGUACCACUGCCCUCAGCAAUAAGGUACAUUAUUAGUAAAUACACAAGUAUAUUAAAAGACAAUUCUUUAAACAGCCUGUGGUACUAAAAUAUCACCUCCAGCUUGAUUAUGGAUUGUUUUUGCUAUUCUAGAAGUUAAUAUUGCUGAGGAUUUUAUUCUGGGGAUCAUAUAACCAUCAGUCCUAUUUCAUGGUGCUUAAAGUUGAACUGCUAAUAAAUUGUUUCUAAGGGACUGGAUUCGGGUUCAAGCCCCCAGCUGCAGAAGGAAAGCUUCACAAGCAGUGGAGCAAGUCUGCUAGUGUCUCUCUUUCUCCUUUUCUCUCUUGAUUUCUCCGUGUCUCUGUUCAAUUAAUAAUAAUAAGUGGGAGUCGGGUGGUAGUGCAGUGGGUUAAGUGCACGUGGCGCAAAGGCAAGGACUGGCAAGGAUCCCCACCUACAGGGGAGUCACUUCACAGGUGGUGUCUGUCUUUCUCUCCCCCUCUCUGUCUUCCCCUCCUCUCUCCAUUUCUCUCUGUCCUAUCCAACAAUGAUGACAUCAGUAACAACAAUAAUAACUACCACAACAAUGAAAAACUACAAGGCCAACAAAAGGGAAAAUAAAUAUAAAAUAAUAGAAAUAUGCUUUCUGGUUUAGAUAAUUAAUGAAAUUGGCAUAACUUUGUUAGUGAACCAGUGCUUCUGUGAAGUCGUUUUUAAAUCCACUGAGUAAUUUCCACAUAAGAUUCAAUUUUUAUUUUACUAAUAAAAUAAAUUCCUAGUCUCUGAUUUACUGUAGCCCCUUUAGAAAAUAUUUAAAAAUUAUACCCUUCCAAUCUUCCCUAGAGCCUGCUAGAAACAUGCAGUACUGGAGAAGUCAGUAGUAAAUCUUCUUGGUUAAAAAUAGCACUUUAUGAAAGUGAAAAGAGAAGAUAUAGGACUAUUUCUAUUUUUGAAUGCUGCUAUUAAAUCCUUUUCUAUAUAAAUGGAAAAUGUCACUCAUAAAUUAAAGGCUUAUUUUAAUGUGAUUCUUAAUUAUAUGCAACUCAUAUAUGCCUGGAUAAAUGCCUUCCAGUAUAUUUAUUUUUAAGAAGUUAACAUCCAAGCAUAUUAAAUCUGCUUGUAACAAGAUUCAAAACAACUUUUUUAGGAGAUUGACUCCACUGAGUUAUUCUCUCUUAGUCUUCUUAAUCUCAAAAUUGCUCAAAAGUUCCAGUGUCUUGUCAAGAUUAAGGAGUGAGUUAACAGCUUGUGAAGUAAAGGAACCAGUGUAAAUUGCACAGAAGUAGUGUGUAGAGUUUUAAAAUAUUUAGUUUUUCAAGUAGAGAUAUGUAACAGGCUUUGUCUCACAUAUACAGAUAGCAAUUUGCUUAAAGAUUAAUGAAGAAUAUUCACAUAAAAAUCACUCAUUUGUAGUUUUUAGGACUGUGGAAAUGGACCAUAUGCACUUGAGAAGCACUUUUACCCUAACAGAUGGGUGAAAAACAGACUAAUUUUUAAUGAAUUAAAAAUAGAUUUCUUUGGGGGUCGGGCGGUGGCGCAGUGGGUUAAGCGCAUGUGGCGCUAAGCGCAAUGACCGGCGUAAGGAUCCCGGUUCGAGCCCCCGGCUCCCCACCUGCAGGGGAGUCGCUUCACAGGCGGUGAAGUAGGUCUGCAGGUGUCUAUCUUUCUCUCCCCCUCUCUGUCUUCCCCUCCUCUCUCCAUUUCUCUCUGUUCUAUCCAACAACGAACAGCAUCAACAAUGGCAAUAAUAAAAAAAAAAAAACACAACGAGGCUACAACAACAAGGGCAACAAAAAAAGGGGGGAAAAAUGGCCUCCAGGAGCGGUGGAUUCAUGGUGCAGGCACCGAGCCCAGAAAUAACCCUGGAGGGAAAAGUAAAAAAAAAAAAAAAAAAAAAAAAAAAAAUUUCUAUAAGAUGAAAUGCAGUCAUUCUGAAUCUUACAUAGAUUACUUGUAUGUCGUGCCAAAUAAGUUACAAAUUCUCACUCAGAAAUAUUAUUGGCAUGUAAAACUAAAGUGAGCUAUCUAAAAUGCUCAAUUGAAUUAUCUUUAAUCUCUUAAAUAUGGGUGUAAACUUAAUUGUACAAAAUCUAUAAUUGGCUAACUCUUUAAAGUCAGUACUUCAUUUAAAACUUGCUUUUCACAUCAAAAGUUUUCCCUUUCUGAUAAAUAUACUUUGAAUUUUCCAUCCCAUUCCUGAGGGGAAUUAUUUCUAGCAUUCCUUGUCAUGAUGUGUUUGUGUGCAGAAAGUAUAGCACUCUCAGCCACUUAACUCUACAUUCCUCUUUUUUUUUAAUUUCCAUGUUAAGAUUAUAGAAGCCAAUGUUUUGCGUGAUUUUCUACUUGUGGAGUUGUGCCUACUAUUCAUGGAAAUACCUACAUUGGUCACUUAUGUGUCUGUUAAUACGAAGUUGUGUGCUUUAGAAAAAGCCAGGUACUUCCGUGUAUUUUUUAUAGGUACUGAAACUAGUAAAUGUCAUAAUGCUCUUCAUUUUAUGCUAUGUAGGGAGGGUACAGGUAGUUUAUGUAACCUGAAAAUCCGGUACUGUCUUAUUUAUGCCAAAAGUCUGAAAUCUUGGGGUUCAGGAUGCCUUUUCUCUUAUUUUUUUUAAAUAAGUGUACUCGGAGAGUUGAAAAUGUAAAGUUUGUCUUGUCAAAAUAAAAGAUUCACAUUAAUUUUU
This is a messenger RNA of Erinaceus europaeus (western European hedgehog), 4995 nucleotides long. RefSeq names its product sosondowah ankyrin repeat domain family member C (gene SOWAHC). Bases 216 to 1637 code for a protein of 473 amino acids. NCBI's taxonomy places the organism in Eukaryota, Metazoa, Chordata, Mammalia, Eulipotyphla, Erinaceidae. The record is from RefSeq and is a predicted model, not a curated record. The transcript has a single exon. Gene Ontology annotation, molecular function: protein binding.